Molecule: messenger RNA, 2152 nt
Organism: Mytilus californianus (California mussel)
Lineage: Eukaryota; Metazoa; Mollusca; Bivalvia; Mytilida; Mytilidae
Product: solute carrier family 22 member 6-A-like
Exons: 10
Coding region: 122-1849 (575 amino acids)
Biological process (GO): transmembrane transport
Cellular component (GO): membrane
Molecular function (GO): transmembrane transporter activity
Source: RefSeq, a predicted model, not a curated record
AAGUAAGAAUAUAACUAUAUUUGCCUUCCAUAAAAACAAGUAUUUAGGAACGUAACAACCAGAGCUAGGUUCAGUUCUUUAGACAUUUGUACGUAGAUGACUUAAUUCAUAUUGAUUUGAUAUGGAUCCCGGUACAGAUGUUGAUCAUGUCCUACAGGCGCUUGGAAAUGUUGGUAGAUAUCAGAAGUUUCAGUUGUCUAUGCUGUUUGUAUUUAUGUUGGAAAAUGCUUUUCAUUUGAUAGCGGCAAACUAUAUCAGUUACAGACCAGAUUACAACUGUAAAUCUGUUAAUGCAACAGAGUUGAUCUAUAACCAAUACAAAUCUGCUUCCAACAUAUCUGAUAUACAUGUCAAGUAUGGAAAGUGCGAAAUUGAUAUUAACGCAAAUGUUACUGGUACUGAAUAUCAAUUUUCACAGUCUUGUCCAAAUGGUUAUGAAUACGAUAUGCCAAGAGACAGAUCGACCGUUACGGAGUGGGACCUCGUCUGUGAGGGAUCAGCACGAUCUGAGUUGGCUCAGACAUUAAUUAUGUUGGGACAAGCUGUAGGUGCUGCUAUUUUCUCGCCUCUUUCUGAUAGAUACGGAAGGAGACCAAUUAACAUUUUGUCUCGAAGUCUUUAUCUAAUAGCCGGGGUGACUGCAAUGUUUUCACCCUCCAUUGCAGUUUUCUCUGUUUUCAGAUUGUUGAUAGGAACCUUUCAAGGAGGCAGUGUGAUGACUGGUACAACCAUGUGUGUAGAGUUACUACCAACUGAAUUUCGUCAUCAAGGAGAAGGACUAGCAUUCUUGGCGUGGACAUUGGGGAUUGUUUUUACUUCCGUUGUUGGAUACAUUUGUCAAAAUCUGCCAUGGAGAUAUUUCCAGAUGAUUUUAGGGUUAUUAUCAUGGCAUGUUGUUUUUGAUUGGUUAUUUCUCGACGAAUCGCUACGAUGGCUCCUUGCGAAUGGGAAAACAAAACAGGCAAUAAAGAUAAUAAAGAAAGCAGCCUCAUGGAACAACCAAAGUUUUGAAUCCGUAAUGGAAUCAGUAAAAAAGAAACAACCGCUUACUUCGAUGGAGCUCGUUAUACAACCUCCGGAAAAACCGGAAUCAAACGGCAACCAUCAGCCGUUGGAAGUCAAUGGAACGACCGAGGUUAAACAAAAAGUCCACAAAUACUCAGCUUUCACCAUUUUGAAGCAUAAAAAAAUUCUUCUAGUUUCAGUUUUUUUAUGGGUGAUAUGGAUAACAAAUACACUGACAUAUUAUGGAUUAAUGUUAAUGACAUCCAAAUUUGCUGGUGACAGAUAUCUGAACAAUAUAUUAGGUGCCCUCGCUGAGGUUCCUGCCAUUAUUUUCCAACAGCUUAUUAUAAACAGAAUAGGCAGACGAUAUGUACUUGUGAUGUAUCAUGGUCUAGCAGGUGUAACGCUAAUCGCCUCCUCUCUUUGCUUCACUUAUUCAAAACAAUACGAUUGGCUGACACCUCUGUCGACAUUUUUCUCUAUACUAGGAAGAUUCGCUGCUGUGGGUUCAUUCAGUAGUGUGUUCCUUUAUACACCUGAGCUGUAUCCUACCAAUUUAAGGAAUGUUGGACUAGGUAUGGCGUCAACGAUAUCUAGAAUAGGAUCAAUGAUUUCACCAUUUGCUGCUACUCUGGCUGAACAUGUGUUUUGGGGACCGGCGGUCAUCUUUGCUGUACUGAAUAUAAUUUGUACUGUUAUGUUGUUGACCUUGCCAGAAACAAUGGGACGCCCGCUACCAACAACGGUUCAAGAGAUGAAAACCUGGUUUAAAGAUAAGAAACUUUUUGAUGUUCGUUGGCCAAAACAUUAUCGCAACAGAAAGGAGAUGUCUAACAAUUCUUGAUAUAGUGUUAAACAUUGUUUUAUCAUACAAUCAUGUAGAUACCCAUUUUACUUUUUAAGGAAUUAUCAUCUUUCUAUUAUUUAUUUUUUUUCAUUCUUGACAUUUAUCCUAGAACAGAAACAAGUUUUUAUCAUUGUUUAUGCUUGAAAACAAAGUAUAUAAAAUCCUACUCAUUCUUGGCAUUUAUCCUAGAACAGAAACAAGUUUCUAUCAUUGCUUAUACUUGGCAACAAAGUAUAUAAAUCCUAAGACAAAAACAUAUCUCCUGGUGAUCUAAUUUUUUAAUAAACUAUUUUACCUGAA